This is a messenger RNA of Contarinia nasturtii (swede midge), 3565 nucleotides long. Its product is annotated as E3 ubiquitin-protein ligase Mdm2-like. Lineage: Eukaryota; Metazoa; Arthropoda; Insecta; Diptera; Cecidomyiidae. The transcript is spliced from 6 exons. Bases 174 to 1877 code for a protein of 567 amino acids. The record is from RefSeq and is a predicted model, not a curated record.
UGAACACGUCUUGAAAAUUUCCACCGUUCGUCUACUUAGUUGUGCUCUGUUUUCAUAACGCAUUGAAAGUGUGUCGCAUUUUGAAAUAAAUCAAACAACGAUUUUUGGUUGAAGAAAAAGUUGCAAUUUUCAAGUGUGGAAAAAAUUGCCAAAAAUUUUAUUUAUUUUUGUAAAUGAAUAAAUCAGCUCAUUUAAGAGAUUUUACACAACCAUGGACGGAAAGAAGAAAAAAUUGUGUUCAAGACACAAUAAAAUGCAUUUCAACAACACCUGCCUUUCAAACACCCGACGAAUUAGUAUUACCGCGAAGGUCGAUCGCGUCAUCAUCUUCAGCGGUCACCGUUACACAGCCAAUGACCAGUACAUCAAUAGCUUCAAAAUUGAAACAUCGUACCGAAAAAAAGCAACGUCGAUUACCACUCAUUCAUGUAAAAUUGGCUCAAGAAAACGCUCCAAGUGAACACAGUGAUUCGGACAGCUCAUGCUAUGAUAGCUUAAAUGAGAUGGAAACAGAUUUUUGUCGAGACGAGAGCGACUACAGCGAUGGUUAUGUAACCGAUGGAUUUGCAACGAUGGAUGUGUUCGAGUAUGAGGUCGAUGACAGCUCCGAAAGCGAGGAUUUCUACUCACACGGUUCUUCCAGCGGAACAGAUGACAUGGUUGAGGUCGUGGCGCGUGCAUUGUUUGACUCAAGUAGUAGCAGCGAUUCUGAUAUCGAAAUAUUGGCCCAAGAUGCAGACACAGAAGAAUCAGAUGCACCAACCGAUCCAGAACUUGGACGAGCUGACUAUUGGGAAUGCAUCAAGUGCAAAAACAAGAAAAAUAAUCCAAUGUAUCGGUUCUGCGAAAAAUGCUAUCAGAUUCGGAAAAACUAUUUCCCGCCACGUCCGAAGAAACGCCAACGAAAACGUGCUAGUCUUGCAAACCGUGAUGGCAGUAAACUCUUUAGCUCACCAUCCACAUCAUCCUGCAUAUCACCGAACGAUGAAAAUCAGCACCAAGAAGAUGGCCGGAUUAGUCGAAAUAGCAGCGAUGGCAGCGACGAAAUGGGUAAUGAGUACAUGCAAAAAUCAAAACAAACGCGCAAACAACGUCGACGAACGACGUCACAACCGCAAAAUCAUAGCGCUGGCGAAAGCAGUUGCUGUUCAAGUCAAGAGCUAUCGCCUGAUGAACAACAAUCAACAUUACCUUCAAACUAUAUGGCUUGUGCAUCAAGUAGCCAGGAAACAUAUUGUUCGGAUCUCGAACACAUUGUCAAUGUUAAUAAGCAAUCUAAUUCAAAUUUAUUUGAACAUAAUUAUCCUAACAGCCAGGAAAGCGUAUACCCUAAUUCUGAGCCGAGCAUCUCGAAUGUUUCUGGGCUCGACAAUGUUUUUGAUAGCAAUCGUGCGUUGAGCAAACUUGAUAGUUUAGCGUCAACAGUGUCGAGCUUCUCAGUAGGGUCAUCGCAAUCCUCCACCGAAUGUGAUUCCAACCGAACUCAAAAUGCCGUUGUGCCCGAACUGAAAUCAUGCGACAGUUUCAAUGGAUCGAUCAGCGAAAAGGCAUCAACAGCGAUGGAUGUUGCAAUUGUUGGCGCCAACAAAAAGAAGUCAAAGAAGCGAAAAUUGGACUUUACCGAUGAAAUCAGCGACUGUGACAUUGAUGACGACGAUUUAAUGGCGAAAAAGUUUCGAACAAUGGAUGAAACUGAUUCAACAAAUGGUAUGUGCAUGAUAUGUUUAUCGGAACCAAAAAAUGGUGCUUUUGUUCACAAUCGUUUUUUACACGUAUGCUGUUGUUAUCGGUGUACCGUUAAGGUAUGGAAUAAACGGAAACGAUGUCCAAUCUGUAAUUCACAGGUCAAAACUGUUUUGAAAAUGUUUGUACAUUGAUUUGUACAAAAACAAUUAGGUUUUGCACACAUUUUUUAAUUUCAAUUUUUCCAUGCGAACACAUAACAUCGAAAUGAGCACAUAAUGCCAUAUCAAAUAUGACAUUUUCCAGCAUAGAACAAAAACAGUUUUUUUAUUCGACGAAAAGCAUCAAAUGCUAUCCAAUAUAAGCACCCUUUCAAAAUCUGACACCACAUGAACAAAAUUUUGUUGAGCAAGAUUUGCAUCGAUUUAAGUAGGAAUUUUUUUUUCAAUUUAACAUCAAAGUCCGGUUCCAUUGUUCAAUAAAUUGAAAACAAUUUUUGGAGCGAAUAGGCCGAAUCAAAAUUUAAUUUUAGGAAACUCUUAUAAAAUGUACAAAUGAUAAAAAGUCAAAUAGCAAGUAAAACUUUAAGGUUAGGCACACUCGAAUCUGUAAAUUAAAUUAGUGUUUAAAAUUUCAAUUAUGUGCACUAUAAAAUUAUGAUAAUUUGAAAUUGAUCAAAUUUUCUCUUGAAAUUAAAUCAUAAAACGUUCAUUUUUCGAACGGGAAACGUAGAAAAGAAGCGAAGAAAAUAUAAUGAAGAAGAAAAAAACAUUUUUCCACUGAAAACAUUUUUUUUUAUAAAAUGUGAACAUUUAAAUUCCGACAAAACUAAUGAACAACGUUUUCAUUGUUUUGGAAGAAGAGAUACCGAUUUCAAACAGAACAUUGAACCGUUUAUACAAAACUAAUCACAAUUACUUCUUCUAACAAAAUUAUUCAUUAUCAAUAUUUUGCCUUUGUUAUUAUAGUAAUUUCAAUGAGCUAACCGUAUAGAAAAAAAUACAUUUAUUAAAUACCAAAUGAAUUUAAAUGGAAAUCGGUGGCGCGAAAGAAAGAUCCUCAAAAAUACGUAUAAAGAAUUAAAUCCUUUAAACUAGAUUAUUACACCCCUUCGUACUCGCUGAGCAUGUUUAGGGUAUUUCAAAAUAUUCAGGAAUUAAAAUAAUAAAUAAUAAUUAAUAUUUUAUCAUUUUCUGAUCUGAUCUAAUUUUGAUUCUAUCUGAGAUUUUCUUCCGAUGCCAUAAAUAUCUGGCAAAAAUGCUCAAACAAAUAUCUGGUUGAUUUAUUCUAGAAUAAAUUUCUGUUUACGUAUUAUUUGGGGAUAUUUUGUCACUCAACCGAUCCACUUGUUAUACGCCAACUAAACAUCCAAUAAUCGAAAUUUAACACCCCGAAAUAUACCAAUAAUGCUCCCUUUCCCAUUUAUGCUUUAAUACAAAAAUACUUUUAUUUUCUUUAAAAAUUAAAAAAAAAAUGAUUUACAUCAUGAAGUAACCGAAUUAAAGUCUGGUAGAAAUGCGUCGGAUAUCUAUACUUUUUACAUCAAAUUAUUGUUUUAACACAAAGUUUCAAGCAAUUGUUUUGAAAACUACGAAAAUGGCAAAAAUUGUAUGUAAUGUCAAAAUUUGGUAGAAUAACAAUUGAAAUUCGGUAGAAUAAAAACAUCAUAUCAGUUUUUGUCGCAGAUCAAACCGCCUGAAUUGCAAUGAAACGAAAAUAAUGCACAUUUACGUUCCGUUUGUCUCGUUUCACCGCAACAGCUUUUGUUUUGCUUUGAUCUACAAUGAAAUUGAUAUUACGUUUAAUCCUAGAGUGAAUUCAAUUGUGAAAUUUUGUGUUAAAACCAUACAAAAAAAACGAAAUAUUCAAUUCGAACCGCAUC